UUUCCUUUACAGCCCGGAGAAAAAGAAAGCGCUGAGAGGAUGCGGAGGGAAAGUCCGUUAGUCCUGUCUGGAACGUAGAUGAUUAGGAAAAACCAAAAGUAUCGUUUUUCUGUCUGUUGUGGACGUGUUAAUAAUUGGAAUCCGACUUUGGCGUCAUUAGCCUCAGUAAUUGAUCAAAUGCUUCUGUAUGGAAUUGGAAAAGCUUUCACAAUUUAUAGUGGGAUGUCUAAAAACGCAAAAUGUUCCACAUUAUUUAUUAUGCGUUAAUUUUUAUUUUCAAUACAGGUCAUCUUUUUGCCUUGGAACACCGUGACUGUGGAGGAACUAUAGAUAUUCUUCAAGAGAAAAUCGGUUACAUACGCUUUUCCUCAUUAGUAGACAAAGUUGAUUCAAAUAAUAACACGUACAAAGGACCAGAACGUUCAGACACGGAGUGUACUUGGGUUAUUGAUGCUCUGCCUAAUCAGAAGGUACAGUUAGAGGUCAUUUCUAUCGACAAUGUGUCGCGUGUAUGGGUGCAUUUUGAGAGUAAUGGGGAUCAGAGGGUUUAUGCUCUUGAAGAAUCCGCACCGAUCUCCGGCAUGGGCAGGAUCAUCAUUAGAGCAAAAAAGUAUGCCAACUCGCAACAGUCCAUAAGUCUCUUUUUCACGGCGGAUUGGAAAGAAAUUGGGAAUUCCUUGGCAGGAGGAAGGGAAGAGUUAGCUCAGACAGAUCCUGCCACGCACACAGAGACCUCCUCUCCCAGCAUCUCAGGAGCUCCCAGAGUUGGAAGGAAGUCGUGGCUCCCGGGGUCUUCAGAGCCAGCCCUGGGCAGCAAGGGCAGCACUCCUCACACCACCAGGGUGGGGGGGCAAGGGUUGGGUCAAGGGACAGUUGGCGCAUUCCAAAGCCUGACCUCGGCCCCCGCCCCUUGGGUUAGGCCCAGCGCGUCUGCGGCGUCUGAUAAGGAAGCGCCCUGCCGCCCUCAGGAAACUUCAGACAAUAACCCGGACACGGCUGGCGCUGCUCUCACCGAGGACAAAGUGCGGGGGGUGGACGCUCCAGCCCUGCAGCGCUUGGAGAUUCGGGCUGCAUCAACCGAGCCAGGGCCACCUCGUUUCCCGGGCACGCCCAAGGAUUCUCCGGGACGUGCCACCACCGCUACCCCUCCCACGCAGGACCUGGACUCCAUUUCCCCAGGUCUGCUCAACGUGCGAGUGCCAAGGCUUGUAGCUACUCCUCUCUCCCAUACUGGCUCCAGCACGCCUCUCUCUCAUCUCAACACCCUUCUCCCUACUCUUCUCCCUCAUGGGACUACUCGUGUCCCUCCCUCUCUGCCCCCAGGACAUCAGAAUGAGAGGAGUAGGGAUGAUACAGACCUUACAUCGGGGAGACCUCAGAGUAGUGUGGCCUCCCUGACCCUUAGCACUGUCUCCCAACUCGGAGGGGAAGUUGAAAUUCACAGUAUCGCUUCUCCUGCGGUGAACUCUCAACCAGCCCUCACACUGUUGGACUCCAGGAAUUCCCCCACAGCUUAUGUCACUACAGCUCCUGCAAGGGGUCCCAGGGGAAAGGAUAAAACGCACAGUUAUUAUCAGCCCAGGUUCAUAAGCCCUUUUCUUGGCACCGAGGGGCAGGAAGUUACUGAACGGCAGUCUUUUGACUCUUCAUCCAGCAGCACCCUCGGGCUGUCUCAGGGGCGGAGUGCAUUCCCAGAGUCAGAGGGCACUAUGGGUAGGGGCUCCUGGGCUGUCAUUGAUCUGGACCCUCCCUCUAGCUCUUUGCCUGAGGACACCACGGGGACACAGCGGGUCUUAAAGGAGAAUGGGAGCACUGAGAUGAUUCCAGACUCUACUGAAGCUGAGGGUACCCCAAGGCUCUCAUCUCUCGUCACUAGGAGCCUCUCUGAAGAUGAGCGGUCUGAUGUUCCUCUGCCUGAGGUUCUGGAGGACUUCUCUCCAUUGUCAGCUUCCACAGAAGGGCCCACUGGCACUGCUACCUCCUCUCCGGACAGCAGCACUAAGGAGGAGGAGGCAGUCUCUCUUCACAGUGCUGAUCCAGGCAGCCCCUACACAGAGGUGCCUUCAACCUCUCCCUCUGCGAAAACAGAUACGGAAAAACAUGUCAGCACACCUGUUCCAGGCUCCUUUGACGCCUACACUGCCACCCGAGAGCUCGGUGACAAGGCCAAGACUGACUUCACUGCAACUGCAGCACACAGUGAAGUGCCAACUGACAGCUCUGUCUCUGUAGAUCAGGAUUUCACAAAAAUGUGGACCGAGAAGCCAGAACUCGAAGACUCAGCAUCAACACACGACGGUCACGUAAACUCUGCCUCAGCCACUGCAGAGUUGGGGGUUUCCUCACAGCCUGAAGGCGAGACAAACCCAGUCUAUGAGUCGCGGAGCUCAGACUCUACCUCACACCCUCCUGUCCCUGUGGAGGCAGAUGGUACAGACCCUGUACCAGCCUUCUCCACAGCCCCCACCUCUGUAGCACCGUGGGAGGAGCCCACUGUGUCUGAAGACUUAUCUGGUACUCCUCCUGCCCAUAGCACUCCUGACCGCACUCGCACAGAAGUAACCUCGGCAACCCUUCUCCUCACAACAUCAUUUGGCGAGGGUACUCAGGGGAGGCAGAGCCCCAGUGGCACAGAGAGGCCUGAGGAUACUGUUCCUCAUGAUAGGAGGGGGCAUUCUGAGAGCUCACCAACCAGUGCUGUUGAGCCCGUCUCCCAUUCCUCCACAGUCAUACCCAGCCCUGCAGACUCUGAUAUCACCUCUCAGAGUACUGAGCCCGGGUCUUCCAGUGUGACCCCUCCGUCAGUGGCGAGCAGCACAGCAGGGAGCUCAGGCUGUUCACCGCCUGCCUGCUCCUCCAUGCCUCCUCACACUCCUGAAGGGCUGUCCCCCUCAGGACAAGGUGGGACAGACGGAACGCAGAAGGCUGACUGUCCUGGCUGCACUGCCACUCCCUCAACAGCACGGUGGGGAUCCAGCCCUUCGGUCACCUUCAGUCCCACUGUAUCCACAACUGUGCAACUGAUUGGCACCAGUCCCAGCAGAAAGACUCAUUGGGCCACAACGGUUGGCUUCCCCUUCACACCCUGGCCCAGGCCUACGUCUCAGACCCCUGACCACGAGACAGUCCCUCCCCCUCCCUCUCCCCAGACAGACAUGUCUAUCAGCACAUUAGCCACACAGCCAGCCAAUAGCAGUACUCUCAGCUCCUCUGCGAAACCAGUCAGAGGCAGGGUGUUCAUUGUGGAGAAUCAGCCUGCAAUAAUAAAAGAAGAAACUGUCCAGCUCCUUCUGCAGAUGGUUCUAGAAAGUGGGUCUCCAGGGGAGCAGGAAUCUUCCCAGCCUGAGAGGAUCAAAGAGGAUGCAGUCCAUAAGGUAGAGCUGCUCUUGCAGAAAGCUCCUGGGUAUCAAGGACUGCGGGUAUCAUGGACAAGUGGGAACGCUAUUGUGCAGGGCGUGCCUGUGUUCAAUACCGUGAGGGCGCUGUCCUGGCUGGGGACCCCUGGGGGUCUUCUGGAUGUGACUGGCCUGAGGGAGGCCGUGAGACAGGGCCUGUAUGUCGGUGGGGCCAAGGUGGCCAACAUCACUGUGGGUGGGCUUCAGCCGGAGCUGUGUUCCUGGCUGUUCCUCUGCCCUGUGGGGUUCCAAUGUGUACCAACCGGCCUGGGCAAUGCCAGCUGUACCUCCCUGUGCCACACAGACUACUGCAAGAACAACGGCAUCUGUACACACCACCAUGGCCAGCAGCCAGUGUGCCAGUGCCCAGUCGGAGAGGAUUUCUGGUACAUGGGCAGGUGGUGUGACUUCCGUAUGACACGGCAAAGAAUGGUGGGCAUGUGUCUGGGUGUCCUUCUCUUUGUGGCCCUGCUGAUGGCCACCCUGUCCUACCUGAUCAUCCGCCGCUUCAAAGCCAUGCUGAUCCAGGCCAAGGUGGACCAGACUCGCAGCAGCUAUCGAAGGUUCAACCACUUUGACGAGCUGUCCAGCAGGUUCUGGCUGCGGUCGUGGCCAGGCUCGGCAGACUCCCUCGAUAACCCAGUGUUUAGCCGCUCCGACGAGCUGCUGCACCUCAGGGCUCUGGAUCGAACCUGCUGUUACCAUGACGACACCCUGUCCAUCGCCUCUACCUACCCAGGCAGUGUAACGCACCUGAACACAGUCUAUACACAUGGCUCCCACUACAACCGGGACCUGAGUGACUGCAGCAUAAGCGAAUGGAUAGCAGACUCGGGGAAGGCCAGUGACCUGUCUGUGUGCAGCUGGCCCAUCGAGCCCAUCCAGUGGACCCCCUUCCCCCUGCUGCAGCAGCUGGGCGUGCACAGAGCAGCUAGGACACCUCGUCCUCACUCCUACUGCGAGGGAAUGGAGCUGGUCGACUUGGAGAAAACCUGGACUGCUUAAACACCACAACCGAGAAAAGCAACAUACAUAAAGAACUGAACAAGACAAACUUACAACAGAACCAUCCAUCCAAGAGCCUUCUCCACAUCCAUCGCAAUGCUUCUCACCGUUUAGGAAAUAUACACGUACCAUGUACAACUGAACAAUUCUAUACAUCUAUACACACACCAAGUGCAAAUCCAAGGCUUUUUGUCUCAAUUUCUUAUGAUACAUUUCUAAAGAUCAACCUGGUUUAAAUGUUCAGUAAAUUGUUUUAACAAAAUGAGAAAUGCAACAUCUGGAGAAAGAGUUUGAUUCAUAUUUGGUAGAGCAUGUACUUAAUAGUUCAACACUGGCAUGCCUCUAGGAAGUCUGGGUAAUACUCAAUGUAUUUCUUAAACAAUGCUUUCAAUUUAUCAAUACGGAGAAUUUAACUUAAAAAACAAAGAAAAAAAAAACAAAGAAAAAAAAAAAAGCUAAAACAAUAAAAAGAAAUUAAGGUCCAUGGCUUAGCCUAAUGCUGAAAUCUUUCUUUGAAGCUUUGAUAAAUUGUGCAUCAUUGUAGUAACUAAACAAUCAAUAUUGUAUAUAUUGUUUGUAUGUAAAUAUACACACAUUGUUUUCUGUAUGUAUUUGAACUACCAGCAAAAGAUUACAUUCACCACUGUUCUAGCCUUUUUAAGCCUCCCAAUCACAGAGGCCCAGCAUUUCAAAAGUCAAACCAGCGUUCAAACAACAACGUACUGAGCAGCCAAAACGUCAUGAUUUAUUAAGAUUGAGGAACUUCAGAUUUCAACACAACCAAACUGUACACAUUACAAUCACAUUCUAUUUGUAAACAGUUAAAAGCCACUUGACUCGUUGCAUCUUCGGACACAAUUUAAAUCAAGGCAAUGAAAUGUGGGCGACUUUUGCACUGUUAAAAUGUCAAUCUCGUUUGUUCCUGAAUGACCAAACAAGACCGUUUCUCUUACUCUUAUAGAACACCAUUUGUGGCAAGGAGAAAGUUUUGCAAAUGAAGCAUUUGCAUUUUAACAUUUAAAACAUUUUUUUAACAAAACAAAAUGAUUCUGUAAGCCAGAUAUCUGGUUACAGUAUGCAUAGUUACCGAUUUCCACUUUUCUUUUUUAAAGUACAACAAUUAAAUUUGACAGUCACAAAGAGCAAAAAACAUUGAGCCACUCCAUAAUGGGAAUAAAGGGAAGGAAAAUGACAAAUAUAGCGAUUCGGCAAAACCAUCUCAACUCACUAAUAAAAAGACAGCAUUUUUCAAAGCAGUAUGUAGAAUGUCUCCAGCUUAAAGCAGUUAUUUGGCAGAGAAAAACUUACAGAGCUAUAAGUAGUUUCAGUGCUAAAAGUUGGAUUUUCCUACAAGGAGUUUCUACUUGGGGAAACUGGGUAUAUUUCCUGAGAACCAUGCUCGUUAUUUAGCAGACGAGAGUAAUAGAUUAAAAAACAAACAUCAAAAAAGAAAAAAGAAAAGAAAAAACAAACAAAAACAAAACAAAAAAAAACAUGGCCAAACACUGAUCAGUAUUCCCAGAGAUAGAAAGCUUCGUCUUCAUCCUCAAUAUACAUUUUGUUUUUUUUCUUUUUUUGCAUUUUUGUCGUUUUUUUUAAAGUACUUUUUUCUUUUUAUAUUUUUUUUUGUGAAAUUUUUAAAUAUAUUUUUUUUAUUUUAAAAUGAAGGAAGAGUAAACACUUUUUUUUUUCCUCAAAAAGUCUGUAAACAAGAGGGCACAACGGUGGCGCCUCCAAAACAAAAUUGAAAGCCUAUUUGAAAGUGCUGUUCCCCCUGGCUUGCAGGUCGGGUUUGCAAGUCACAGCUGUGGCUACAGUUUUUUACACUGCAGAGCUAAACUCUUUAGUUUUAAACAACAAUUGGUGCAAUACUUAUUUCUUUAAUAUUGUCAAAUAGUCCUAAGUCAGCAUUUAUAUCUUGAUCUUGAACUCCACAAUACCACAAUAAGGUAGGCGUACAUCAAGGCAUAGUAGAGCGCACGCUUUUUAAGAACAUCCUUGAGUAAACAACUACACUGGAACUGUGGGCUCCCUCUAUAUUGCGGAUUAUACUGAGAAAAACCACAUUCAGUGCAAAGUUAAAAGCUCAUACUCCAACAUUGUCAGCAAACAAACGCAAUAAAAAGAAAAAACUGGAAUUCAAAUAAACAUGAUGAAUAAACAA
Conger conger (European conger) is the source of this 6564-nucleotide messenger RNA. RefSeq names its product mucin-2. The transcript has 11 exons. NCBI's taxonomy places the organism in Eukaryota, Metazoa, Chordata, Actinopteri, Anguilliformes, Congridae. The record is from RefSeq and is a predicted model, not a curated record. The coding region runs from base 240 to 4400 and encodes 1386 amino acids.